Heterostelium album PN500 is the source of this 204-nucleotide messenger RNA. RefSeq lists its product as uncharacterized. Lineage: Eukaryota; Evosea; Eumycetozoa; Acytosteliales; Acytosteliaceae. The record is from RefSeq and is a predicted model, not a curated record. The transcript has a single exon. The coding region runs from base 1 to 204 and encodes 67 amino acids.
AUGAUUGAAAGAUCAUCUAAGCAUUCAUGUAAAUAUUUAAAACAAAUACUUUUUCCUGACAGCACGAUACCAAGCGAUGAUGAAGUUGCACUCUUGGAAUUGGAAAAAGCAAUGUUGGAAUCCAAUGUUUCAACACAAGAGCUAGUUCCCAGACAGCAUUUAUCAAGAAGACAACAGAAAAAAAAUAAAAAGGCAGAUAUUUAA